Messenger RNA from Trachemys scripta elegans, 1008 nucleotides. RefSeq names its product orthodenticle homeobox 1 (gene OTX1). Gene Ontology annotation, biological process: regulation of transcription by RNA polymerase II; multicellular organism development. Gene Ontology annotation, molecular function: RNA polymerase II cis-regulatory region sequence-specific DNA binding; DNA-binding transcription factor activity, RNA polymerase II-specific. Lineage: Eukaryota; Metazoa; Chordata; Testudines; Emydidae. The transcript has 3 exons. Bases 1 to 1008 code for a protein of 335 amino acids. Gene Ontology annotation, cellular component: nucleus. The record is from RefSeq and is a predicted model, not a curated record.
AUGAUGUCUUACCUCAAACAGCCCCCCUAUGGCAUGAAUGGGCUGGGGCUGACCGGACCGGCUAUGGACUUACUGCACCCCUCCGUGGGCUAUCCGGCCACCCCUCGGAAGCAGCGGCGGGAGCGCACCACCUUCACCCGCUCGCAACUCGAUGUGCUGGAGGCGCUCUUCGCCAAGACCCGCUACCCGGACAUCUUCAUGCGAGAGGAGGUGGCGCUGAAGAUCAACCUGCCCGAGUCCAGAGUCCAGGUCUGGUUCAAGAACCGUCGGGCCAAGUGCCGGCAGCAGCAGCAGAGCGGCGGCGGGGCCAAGAGCCGGCCGGCCAAGAAGAAGCCGUCCCCGGCGCGGGAGAGCUCGGGCUCGGAGAGCAGCGGCCAGUUCACGCCCCCCGCCGUCUCCAGCUCCGGCUCGUCGUCCUCCUCCAGCUCCAGCUCCUCCGGCAGCGCGGCGGCGGCGCUGGGCAACCCCGCGGCGGCGACCGCCUCCAUCAGCGCCCCGGCCUCGUCCAUCUGGAGCCCGGCCUCCAUCUCCCCGGGCGCCGCGCCCUCGGCCGUGUCGGUGCCGGAGCCGCUGCCGCCCGGCGGCGCGUCCUGCAUGCAGCGCUCGGUGGCCGGCGCCUCCUCCGCCUCCUACCCCAUGUCCUACGGCCAAGGUGGCGGCUACGGCCAGGGCUACCCGGCGGCCCCCUCCUCCUCCUACUUCGGCGGCGUGGAGUGCAGCUCCUACCUGGCGCCCAUGCACUCCCACCACCACCCGCACCAGCUCAGCCCCAUGGCGCCCUCCUCCAUGGCCGGCCACCACCACCACCCGCUGGGCCAGGGCUCCGGCCACCACCACCACCACCAUCACCACCACCAGGGCUACGGCAGCACGGGGCUGGCCUUCAACUCCCCCGACUGCCUGGACUACAAGGAGCCCGGCGCCGCCUCCUCCUGGAAACUCAACUUCAACUCCCCCGACUGCCUGGACUACAAGGACCAGGCCUCCUGGAGGUUCCAGGUCUUGUAG